AAACAAGCCAGAACCUUGAAUGCAUUUCAGAUACCAGAAGUGAAACUGUGACAAUGAAAACACAAAAGAUCUUCAUGAGGAGUUUGGCUGUUGCACUUACUGCAUCAGUGAUCUGGACUGUUACAGUCGCUGAUAAUGUGGAAUCAUGCUGUACCCCAGUCUCCACACCAGAGCUCACCGAUCCCAUCAUGAGUGUGAGGAUCCAGUUUGAAAGUCUUGAGUGUGAGACGGCCAUCGUCUUCAAGACUGAAGAGCGGGAGUUGUGCUCUGAUCCUAGACAACUGUGGGUGAGGAGGAAGGUCAUGCAGUUCUACAAAAAUAAAGUAACCAAAAAGACCAACUAAAUCCUAUGUGACUUCCACGAUACCACCAUCAUCAUCAUCAUUGAUUAGUAAUGAAUAACAACUCAGAAAAAGAAUAAUGUAUCUUAGAAAAAAUAUAUAAAUGUGAUGUACAAUGAUGAUGUGUGGAGCAACUGCAGCUUGAAUCUGCAAAUAAAGUAUGAUCAGCAACAA
Danio rerio (zebrafish) is the source of this 515-nucleotide messenger RNA. NCBI's taxonomy places the organism in Eukaryota, Metazoa, Chordata, Actinopteri, Cypriniformes, Danionidae. The record is from RefSeq and is a predicted model, not a curated record.